Messenger RNA from Dendrobium catenatum, 1646 nucleotides. Its product is annotated as lanC-like protein GCL2. The transcript has 6 exons. NCBI's taxonomy places the organism in Eukaryota, Viridiplantae, Streptophyta, Magnoliopsida, Asparagales, Orchidaceae. Gene Ontology annotation, biological process: carbohydrate metabolic process; peptide modification. The record is from RefSeq and is a predicted model, not a curated record. Gene Ontology annotation, cellular component: plasma membrane. The coding region runs from base 133 to 1347 and encodes 404 amino acids.
GCUGGCUGCGGGUAAGAUGAUCCUUCAGCUGUUAAUGGCGUUGUGGCCUUAUGGGCUGGUAAGCUCCCUUGACCUCCUGCCGAUUUGAUCGACACUUCUACUGAGAGAGAGAGAGAGAGAGAGAGAGAGAAAAUGGCGGACCGAUUCUUCCCGAACGAUAUGCCCGACUUCGUCCAGGAGACGGAGAUCACUGCUAGCGAUUCCACCCUUCACAAGCUCCUCUCGCUUCCCUACCCGAAAGCCGCCGAGAGACUACUGCGUGCCGGUCUUGAUCUCAGCGAAACGGUGGUUAAGGAGACCGGUAUUCGUUACGCAAGUCACGCGAAGGACCCUACUCUGUAUACCGGCGCGCUCGGAACGGCGUUCCUGCUGUUGAAGAAGUAUCGGGUGACUAACAGUCGCAGUGAUCUCGAUCUCUGCCGUGAUAUCGUUAAGGCUUGUGACUCUGCUUCCCGUGGUUCGCGGCAUGUGACUUUUAUAUGUGGGAGGGCAGGCGUUUGUGCGCUAGGGGCGGUGGUCGCCAAGCAAUUAGGGGAUAGAAAGCUGCUGGACUAUUAUUUAAGGUCAUUUAAAGAGAUUACAUUACCCAUUGGGGUUCCUAAUGAGCUUCUGUAUGGAAGAGCUGGAUACCUGUGGGCUUGUUCUUUCCUUAACAAGCACAUUGGAGUGGGAACAAUCCCUUCCACCUAUACAGAUUCAAUAGUAAAGGAAGUGAUUAGAGAAGGAAGGAAGUUAUCUAAUAAAGGAAGCUGCCCUCUGAUGUACGAAUGGCAUGGCAAGAAAUACUGGGGAGCAGCUCAUGGUCUAGCAGGAAUCAUGCAUGUUCUGAUGGACAUGGAACUGAAACCCGAAGAGAGAGAAUAUGUUAAAGGCACCCUCCUCUACAUGAUCAAGAAUCGUUUUCCAAGCGGCAACUACCCCUCCAGUGAGAACUCUGAGACCGACAGACUUGUUCAUUGGUGUCAUGGCGCCCCUGGAAUCACCCUGACCCUAGUAAAAGCUGCUCAGGUGUUUGGUGAUGAGAGAUUUUUCAAAGCAGCUGUGGAUGCCGCAGAGGUGGUGUGGAAUAGAGGUCUAUUGAGGAGAGUUGGGAUUUGCCAUGGAAUUAGUGGAAACGCCUAUGUGUUUCUGUCAUUGUAUAGGUUGACGGGCAAUGCUGAGUACCUGUACCGUGCGAAAGCGUUUGCCUGCUUCCUCCUUGACAGAGCUCACCAGCUGGUUUCAACAGGUCAGAUGCAUGGUGGUGAUAAUCCCUUGUCAUUGUUUGAAGGCCAGGGUGGCAUGGCCUAUCUCUUUCUCGACAUGACCAGCCCCACUGAAUCAAGGUUUCCUGCUUAUGAGCUUUGAAUCUCUCUCGUUGAAGUAUAAGAUUUCGUUUGGGACAGCUUUCUUACUGCUUCUUAAAGCAAUUUUAAUUUUUGUACUAAGAAGUUACUUUAAGAAGCAAUAAGAAAGCUGUCACAAAUGAAGCCUAAAUGUAACACUGCAUCAAGGUUUGGCUUACUGUUCAGUUAGAGCUGAGCUUUGCGUCUCCUGUGAACUUCUGCUAUGGUCUGAAUUAAAGCUAAACUAACCCAAUGGUAGCUAAAUUUCUAAGAAUUUAGCUUAUUUUGAUCUUCUGCAAUGAACUGAAUUUUUUUUUCUUA